This is a messenger RNA of Rhizopus microsporus ATCC 52813, 4150 nucleotides long. RefSeq lists its product as uncharacterized. Gene Ontology annotation, molecular function: P-type ion transporter activity; ATP binding; ATPase-coupled monoatomic cation transmembrane transporter activity. Gene Ontology annotation, biological process: intracellular calcium ion homeostasis. Lineage: Eukaryota; Fungi; Mucoromycota; Mucoromycetes; Mucorales; Rhizopodaceae. The record is from RefSeq and is a predicted model, not a curated record. Bases 56 to 4081 code for a protein of 1341 amino acids. Gene Ontology annotation, cellular component: membrane. The transcript has 14 exons.
UUUUCUUUCUACUUCAGCCCUGUUGUUGUAUGCCAAUUGUUGAUCUCUAUAACGAAUGUCGACGAAUUCUUCGGCUAGAACACGCGCAGUGUAUGGCACUUCUUCAGUAGAAUCUCGAUCUAUCUUUGCAGAUAGUCCUAGAGAAGCACAACACCCAACCCGAAGAGAUUCAGCUGCGCCUCUUAUUCAUACACCUCCUGUACAGCUUGCCGUAGACAACGAUCCUCUUGAAGUAGGCUCCUUGCAGUCUCACUCUCACUCGCUUUCUCGCUCUACAAGCUUGCACAGAAGAAUACGGAAUAGUGGUUACGGUGAGAGUUCAAGCGAGGAUGAUAGUAGUAGUAGCAGCAGUGGCGACGACAGCGAUGCUGAGAUCAAUUCAAGCGACGAAUACCCUAGUGACAUAGAUAUUCCAGGGCAUGAUAUGCAUGCUUUUAAUGGAAGAAAUGAUACUCGUAUUCAUGGAUUAAACGAUAUACCCCAGGAUAGCUGUCAUGAGCAGGUAUUGCUCUUAGAAGAAGAAGACGUUCAAGUUUAUAUCUAUGGUUACAGAUACAAUCGACUACACUUGUUUCUAUACAGAGUCUUUUCUGUCUUGUCAUGUGGUAUUCUUUGGCUUAUGUUUAGAUGGAUACCUCGGUGGUAUAUAUCCUCCAUUGGUAUCAAAGUGCCUCUGAAAGAUGCAGAAUGGCUUGUAUUUGAGAGUCAGUACAAGGAAAUAGAGAUCAUCAAGCCAAGACGUGAGCUGUAUGGUGGAACCAUUGGAUCUGUAUUCUCAUAUGAUCAAUUGAAGCAGGAAAUAUCCCAUUUGAGAUCACAUACGAAUGCUUAUCAGCAGUAUCUAAAUAUGGAACAAAAGAUGACUCAUAUUAUAAUGGUAGACUAUCGAUACAUUCGACUCGUAUUUCAUCCUGAUCUAUGCAAAUUUCUUAUUGUCGGGUUUUGGAAAGACCAAGCAUGGAACUCAACUAAGAACCUAAAGACAGGACUGACUUACGAAAAAUAUCGUACUCGAUUAUCAGUUUUUGGCCCCAACUUGAUCAACAUCCAAGAGAAGCCAACGUUGAAACUGCUGACAGAUGAAGUAUUGAACCCAUUUUAUGUGUUUCAAAUUGGAAGUAUACUGCUUUGGUCUAUGGACGAUUACUAUUAUUACGCGUUCUGUAUUUUCAUCAUAAGCGCCUUCAGUAUUAUUUCGACGCUUAUUGAAACCAAGCAAACAAUGAAGAGGAUGAAAGAAAUGUCUUGGUUUGAAUGCAAGGUUAGAGUAUUUCGGGGCGGUUCAUGGCAAAACACUAGCUCCAUUCAGCUUGUACCUGGUGAUUUAAUUGACAUUGCCAAUGUCCAUACUGUUCCAUGUGAUGCCAUGCUCGUAUCUGGAGACUGUAUACUGAAUGAAUCCAUGCUCACUGGCGAAUCAGUCCCUGUAUCAAAAGUGCCAAUCAAUGAUUUGACCCUUCGUAAGAUGAACCUGUCUUCGUCGAGUAUACCAGCAGAAAUUUCCAAACACUUUUUGUUUAUGGGCACUAAAAUGGUCAGGGUCAGAGGCAAUGACAAUGUGUCUUUGGCUACAGCCAUCGUCGUUCGAACAGGCUUCAAUUCCGCCAAGGGUGGUCUCGUCCGAAGCAUGUUAUUUCCAAAACCAAACAACUUCAAGUUUUAUAGAGAUUCAUUUAGAUUUAUUGGUGUUUUAUCCAUGAUAGCAAUCUUUGGCUUUUUGGUAUCAUCGAUUAAUUUCAUUCGUUUGGGAAUCGAUAGUACGACCAUGAUUCUCCGUGCACUCGACCUGAUCACUAUUGUUGUUCCACCAGCCCUACCUGCCACACUUUCCAUUGGUACCAGCUUUGCUAUUAGCCGAUUAAAGAAAGUAGGCAUCUUUUGUAUUUCUCCGCCUAGAGUCAAUAUUGGAGGAAAGAUUGACUGCAUGUGUUUUGACAAGACAGGAACACUGACUGAAGACGGUCUAGACAUUCACGGUAUACGUGCUGUGACGAUAGGCGAAGAUGGCAAAAAGUUAUUUGAAGAAGAGUCAAAGUCGAUCAGCCUGGUUCAUCCAAAUGAUGAUGAGACACUAUCUACCAAGUCUAGAAUUUUGCGAACGAUGACUACCUGUCACUCCCUUAAGAUUGUUGAUGGUGAGCUCCUGGGUGAUCCUCUCGACUUGAAAAUGUUUGAAUUUACUCGCUGGGAACUUGAAGAAAGUGGUGGAGCAUCUUCCAUGGGGUUGAAACCUAGAAGUGAAUUGGCUGCAUUACAAGCCAAAAAGAGCGCAAAAGUAGGUAUUAUGCCUACUGUUGUACGUCCCCCUGGAGGUGGAAAUCAUGAAUUUAAUUUUCAAACGGAGACACCUGUCGAAUUUGGUAUUAUUCAUACAUUUGAAUUUGUGUCUGCGUUGAGACGAAUGAGUGUCAUUGUAAGACAGUUGGCAAAUCCAACUAUGGAAAUAUUUGUGAAGGGGGCACCUGAAGUCAUGAAGGAUAUUUGUCUGCCCGAAUCAAUUCCAGAGGAUUAUGAACAACGAUUAUACAAGUACACUCAUAAUGGAUACCGUGUUAUUGCAUGCGCCUCCAAGCAAUUAGUAGGCAUUAAAUGGCAUAAACUACAUAAACUGAAAAGAAAUGAAGUAGAGACUGGUUUAACCUUUUUGGGCUUUAUCGUGUUUGAAAAUAAGCUCAAGCCUCGAACGACUUCGGCUAUAAACACAUUAAGGAAUGCCAAUAUUCGUCAAAUCAUGUGCACAGGCGAUAACGUAUUAACUGCCAUCAGCGUAUCAAGAGAAUGCGGACUAGUGGAUCAGUCAGCUGAGGUGUAUAUACCUCGAUUUUUGAAAGGAUCAUCUACUGAACCUGACUCUGAAUUAGUCUGGGAAAGUGUUAUUCAAGAAGGCCGUGAAUUAUCCGUUGAUACUUUACAGCCCAAGACAACAAACAACAGACUGCAUUAUGCAGAAAAUCCUUAUGAUCAUAGUUUACAAGACUACCAUUUAGCUGUAACAGGCGAGGCUUUUCGGUGGAUGGUUGAUCACGCUCCAACUGAAGUAUUUCAACGAAUGCUUGUCAAGGGGGCUAUUUAUGCACGCAUGUCACCUGAUGAAAAGCAGGAAUUAGUAAUUGAACUUCAGCGUAUUGGUUAUUGUGUUGGUUUUUGUGGCGAUGGAGCAAAUGACUGUGGUGCGCUUAAGGCAGGUGAUAUUGGUAUAUCCUUAUCAGAAGCAGAAGCCUCUGUAGCAGCCCCUUUUACGAGCAACACGAUGGAUAUUGAAUGCGUCAUUGAUGUGAUCAAGGAGGGACGAGCAGCGUUGGUGACAAGCUUCAGCUGUUUCAAAUAUAUGGCACUUUACAGCCUCAUCCAGUUUACUUCUGUGACACUGUUGUAUGCCUUUGGAAGUAACCUAGGUGACUUUCAGUUUUUGUACAUUGAUUUAUUUUUGAUUUUACCUAUUGCAGUCUACAUGGGCUACACAGGUGCAUGGCCACAUCUCUAUCAUAAACGACCGACAGCAAGUCUCGUAUCUAAAAAAGUGUUGGUGUCACUUAUUGGGCAAAUCGUCAUUACUUCUGGUUUUCAAAUGAUUGCCUAUUGGGCCGUUCACCAACAGUCAUGGUACAAGGAGCCUAUUUUUGACCCAGACGGAGAAAAUAUUACAUGUUUUGAGAACACAGUACUGUUCCUAAUAUCUAGCUUCCAGUAUAUCCUUGUCGCUGUUGUGUUUAGUGUUGGCCCACCCUAUAGAAAACCACUUUGGACAAAUGGAAGAUUAGUGGCGACACUUGUCAUCUUGGUUGCUUUGACAUGCUGGUGUGUUUUGGCUCCACCGGAUUCACUCGAAGAUCUAUUAGAGUUGGAGGUGAUACCUUUCUCUUUCAGGGUAUUCAUCCUUGCAUUGGCUGGACUUAAUUUGGGAGUGAGUUUGAUGUGCGAGAAAUACUUAUUUGGACGAUUUGCAACCGCGAUAUCGAACUCUAAAAAUAAGAUAAAGUCACUUGGCUCGAGACAAAGAUAUCAUGUUGUGGGGAAGCAACAUAAAAAGAUUUAUAAAAAAGUGAUGGAUGAUAUGGGCAUCCAUGAUAAUAACAAAUAAAGUCUACACACAUUUGAAACACUUUUAUGUCGCGCAAGAAAGAGAAUAAUAAUAUAAAAAAAGGGGGGC